Penicillium psychrosexuale is the source of this 234-nucleotide messenger RNA. RefSeq lists its product as uncharacterized. The transcript has a single exon. NCBI's taxonomy places the organism in Eukaryota, Fungi, Ascomycota, Eurotiomycetes, Eurotiales, Aspergillaceae. The record is from RefSeq and is a predicted model, not a curated record. The coding region runs from base 1 to 234 and encodes 77 amino acids.
AUGGAUCCCUUGAUCAUACAACCCAACACGCCGCCUAUUGGUGCUGAGAAGUAUGGUGUCAAGAGGAUGUAUUCCGGGCUCACUUGGUGGCCGUCGAGGAUAAUGGUUCUUCAUGCUGACACAGUCCCAGGUACCAGAAACAUGGAUCCUCUGAUCAUAAAACCCAACACACCGCCUGUUGGUGCUGAGAAGUAUGGUGUCAGGAGGAUGUCAUUCCUGGCUGUCUCGUGGUGA